UUCAACUUUAAUCUAUUAUCAAAAAAAUAAAAUAAAAUAAAUACUUAAGUAUAAUUUAAUUUGUUUUUUUGAUAAGGUAACAACCAACAAUAAUUUAUUAAACAGGACUCUCGAGUAGUCUGGACUGAAUAUAAUAUCAUACAUGACACAUGUUAAAUACUUAAAUAUUAUCAAAAGGGCAGUUUCCAGUAGGUAUAUCCUGUAAAACGAAAUAUAAAAUCGUGCAACUGAAUGGAUUCAUUGAGUUUUAGUCGAAAUAGCUCUAGAACAGAUUGUCCGUCCUGUAUACAAAAUAAUUAUAGCAAAAAUGACAAAUUGCAUGAUCAUGAAUGUACUUGUAAAAUAUAUGGUGUGCAACAUAGUCAACUCCGACGUCUGAAAACAGAUACUCCGAGAGAAAAAAAAGACGCGAAGUAUUACGAAAAGAGAAAAAGGAACAACAUGGCAGCUAAAAAGUCCAGAGAGGCCAAACGUAGAAGAGACAAUGAAAUGGCAUUAAAAUUAUUUCUUUUAGAAAAAGAAAAUAUGUUGUUAAAGUUCCGCCUCAGCACAGUAUCUGAAGAACUUGAAAUUAUAAAGAGAACAUUGGUUUUUUACAAUACAAAUCAAGUUAUUUGGACAAAUAAUAUAUUACCACCUUUUCAAAAUAAAUAACUACUAAAUUAAAAUAUGAAAAUGUGAAUACCUACAGGCAAUUAUAAUUCACGAUAUUAUAUUGGUUUAACAUAAUAAAACCUGG
Aphis gossypii (cotton aphid) is the source of this 739-nucleotide messenger RNA. Its product is annotated as transcription factor ces-2-like. The record is from RefSeq and is a predicted model, not a curated record. Gene Ontology annotation, biological process: regulation of DNA-templated transcription; circadian rhythm. Gene Ontology annotation, molecular function: DNA binding; DNA-binding transcription factor activity. Bases 232 to 654 code for a protein of 140 amino acids. Gene Ontology annotation, cellular component: nucleus. The transcript has 4 exons. Lineage: Eukaryota; Metazoa; Arthropoda; Insecta; Hemiptera; Aphididae.